GUCACUUCCUUCGUCCCUUUCGCUUCCAUCUUGCUCCCCGCAUGUGUAUGCAGUUAGUUUACAGGACAGAGAGGAGCUGUAAAGACCUUCUUCCCUGCACUGUCCCCCCCUGAUCCCACGACAAGAGAUGAAAGAAGCAAUUAUGAAUCAAGAAAAACUUGCUAAACUUCAGGCACAAGUCCGCAUCGGUGGAAAGGGGAGCGCUCGCAGAAAGAAGAAGGUUGUACACAGAACAGCAACCGCAGAUGACAAGAAACUUCAGUUCUCCUUAAAGAAACUCGGCGUGAACAAUAUUUCUGGCAUUGAAGAGGUUAACAUGUUCACAAAUCAGGGAACUGUCAUCCACUUCAACAAUCCCAAAGUACAGGCCUCCCUCGCAGCCAACACCUUCACUAUCACCGGCCACGCCGAGACCAAGCAGCUGACAGAGAUGCUGCCUGGCAUCCUGAACCAGCUGGGAGCCGACAGCCUGACCAGCCUGAGGAGGCUGGCAGAGGCCCUGCCCAAACAGGCUACAGAUGGAAAAGCACCGAUUGCAACAGUAGAGGAAGAAGAAGACGAAGUUCCAGAUCUGGUGGAAAAUUUUGACGAGGCUUCCAAGGAUGAAGCAAACUAAAGGAAACGGGACUCCCUCGAGCGUCGAAACUUGACAGGACCAUGCGGGGCACAAGAUGUUUCUUUUUUUUUUUUUCUUAUAUUUGAAGAGGUGGAAGGUUACACAGUUAAAAGUCCUCUAGCACCCAAGUAGACAGAAACUACAGGGUGGGGUUGAUUUGUAGUAUGGGAAACAUCUGAACAACAGUCUUCACUCAAAAGUAACGUGUUUGAGUACUCUUUAGUGAAUUAUUUUGGGGUAAUUUUCUAGAUAGGUAACAGACUUCAGUAAAAUUCAACUGAGGUAGCAGUGUUUCAGUACUUCUUCCACCUCUAGAUUAUUUGUCUCCAGACUCUUCAAAUGCUUUGUGCUCUGUUGAUUUUGUGUCCAGCCUGAGUGAGAGAUGGAGUGUCAAAUGUGGUGUCUAAAGCUCCUGCUGUACGUGUUUCCUCCAUGUUACUGAACGUGGACUCUCUGCAGCCACAACUGCAAUAUCUGGAAUAAACCUUUGCUACUGUCAGC
Molecule: messenger RNA, 1117 nt
Organism: Myripristis murdjan (pinecone soldierfish)
Lineage: Eukaryota; Metazoa; Chordata; Actinopteri; Holocentriformes; Holocentridae
Gene: btf3
Product: basic transcription factor 3
Exons: 6
Coding region: 128-616 (162 amino acids)
Source: RefSeq, a predicted model, not a curated record